AUGGCACCCUCUGUGUCGUCCACUGGCACGCAAAUCAACCAAAAGAUUGAAGCUCUUCCCCAAGCCAUCUCAGACAAGCUUCCCCAUGUCCCCGAAUCAAAAGAGGAACUCAAAGAGACAGUAAAAGAAGCCGAAAAGAAGUCGCUCGCGGGUCUGAGAAGCUUGGCUGCUGGUGGGUUUGGAGGUGUAUGCGCAGUGAUCGUAGGACAUCCCUUUGAUCUGGUGAAGGUACGGCUGCAGACCGCAGAACGAGGCGUAUAUUCCAGCGCUUUGGAUGUGGUAAGAAAGAGUGUUGCGAGAGAUGGACUACGGAGGGGCUUAUACGCCGGUGUGAGCGCACCCCUAGUGGGCGUGACACCUAUGUUUGCGGUUUCAUUCUGGGGUUAUGAUGUAGGAAAGAGUCUGGUACGCAAGUACUCGACAGUUACAGACAACCAAUUCUCUGUCGGACAAGUCGCAGCUGCUGGUUUCUUCUCCGCGAUUCCUAUGACACUCAUUACCGCUCCGUUCGAGCGUGUAAAGGUCCUGCUACAGAUCCAAGGCCAGAAGCAGCUUGCGCCGGGCGAAAAGCCGAAAUACAGUGGUGGUGUUGACGUCGUGCGGCAGCUAUAUAAGGAGGGCGGUGUGCGCUCUGUUUUCCGUGGCUCAUUUGCAACACUUGCCCGAGACGGACCUGGAUCGGCGGCAUAUUUCGCGACAUAUGAAAUCAUUAAGCGGAAACUCACACCAGUCGACCCAGCGACGGGCAAGCCUGGAGCUCUCAGUCUGCCCGCUGUUACCUGCGCCGGUGCCGCUGCUGGUGUGGCUAUGUGGAUUCCUGUCUUCCCAGUCGAUACUGUGAAGAGUAGAUUGCAGACGAUGGAGGGGAAGCCGACUGUUGGGGGUGUGAUUUCGGGGCUGUAUAAGAAUGGAGGAUUCAAAGCUUUCUUCCCUGGAUUUGGACCCGCUCUAGCGAGAGCUGUACCGGCCAAUGCAGCAACAUUCUUGGGUGUAGAAUUGGCACACCAAUUUAUGAAUAAGACUUUUGGAUGA
Cadophora gregata is the source of this 1032-nucleotide messenger RNA. RefSeq names its product carnitine transporter (gene CRC1). The record is from RefSeq and is a predicted model, not a curated record. Bases 1 to 1032 code for a protein of 343 amino acids. Gene Ontology annotation, cellular component: mitochondrial envelope. The transcript has 2 exons. Gene Ontology annotation, molecular function: O-acyl-L-carnitine transmembrane transporter activity. Gene Ontology annotation, biological process: mitochondrial transport; carnitine transmembrane transport. NCBI's taxonomy places the organism in Eukaryota, Fungi, Ascomycota, Leotiomycetes, Helotiales, Ploettnerulaceae.